GAAUCCAUCAACCACAUGGCUGUUAAAGGAGCCAAUGGCCGAAAACCAAGUCACGUGAUCACAUCUUGGAUAUACACUUACAUGUACGCGGCUUUCUCUCUGUCGCUCGCUCAGCGUUCAGUGCAUAACCCUACUGAUGGACUUGUAAUCGUUCUUCUUGAAGGUUGCCCGUACAAACCACUGAUCUACCUCUGCAGGAUGGGUGCUGGCACACUUACCAUUGUCAGAGUAGGAAUACUUGCAAUGCUUGCACAUGGUGAAGUCACUCCAACCAACACCCCUCUCCCAGCCACCAAGUUUCAAUGUACAAGCGGUAGAAUCAUCUCUAGCAGCUGGAGAUGCGAUCGGGAAGACGAUUGUGGAGACAACUCUGACGAGGAAGAUUGUGUAAGAGCAACUUGCAGUGGAUCUGAGUUUCACUGUGUAGGCGGUAAAUGCAUCCCAAAGAGAUGGACCUGUGACAAGGACAAUGAUUGUAAAGACGGUUCAGACGAAGCCCAGGACCUUUGUAACAUUAAAACGUGCGGUCCAGAUAAGUUUGGCUGCAAUUCAGGUCAAUGUAUCCCUUCAAACUGGGUAUGUGAUGGACAGCAAGAUUGCGGGGGAAUCGUCGGGGAAGAUGAAACGAAUUGCACUGUCACCUGCGAGGGAGGCACAUUCCGCUGUGGUGAUGGAAUGUGUAUAUCACAGCGAUGGAAGUGUGAUGGAGACAGGGACUGUAAAGAUGGCUCUGAUGAGGACAAGUGUGAGUCCCCACAUUCGUGUGCGCCAGAUAAAUUUCUCUGUGAUAAAGGCACGUGUAUCAAUAGAGCCUGGUACUGCGAUGGAGACGUUGACUGCCAUGACGGGAGUGAUGAAACCAAUUGCAUUGCUGUCACCUGCGAGGGAGGCACAUUCCGCUGUGGUGAUGGAAUGUGUAUAUCACAGCGAUGGAAGUGUGAUGGAGACAGGGACUGUAAAGAUGGCUCUGAUGAGGACAAGUGUGGCAAUACUACAUGUGUCAGAGAUCAGAUCAUGUGUUUAGAGGAACGUGUCUGUUUGUCGAACUCUGUGCAGUGUGACGGUUCCAAGGAUUGUAAAGAUGGUUCCGAUGAACUUAACUGUAGCGAUAAUCAAUGCAGCUUCAAUAAUGGUGGAUGUGACCACAUCUGUGUCAGUCUGUCCGGAAACAAGCGCAAGUGUGACUGUAAUCCAGGCUACAUACUGAUGAAUGAUUCCCAGACUGUGUGUACUGACAUCGAUGAGUGCAAGGACAAUCUCAUUCAUGGCACUUGCUCACAGAUCUGUAAGAACACCAAGGGAGGCUACAAGUGUGAAUGUGUUAAUAAUUACUCCCUGGUCAACAAGAGAUACUGCAAGGCUGGAGGAGGCAACGUGCAGCUACUGCUCUCGCAAAAAAGAGAUCUAAGGAGAAUCAACCUUGAAACCUUUGCGUAUAACCUCCUCCUUGGUGAUGGUUAUAUAUCAUCUGCUGUUGCUAUGGACUUUGAUUUUCUUGGAAAUAGAUUUUACUGGACAGAUGUAGUAAAAGAAGGUAUAUUUAGGGCUGACUUCGGUAACAAGUCAUCAGUUGAAGAGGUAGCAUCCACAGAUGUCAGCACCCCAGAUGGCCUUGCUGUAGACUGGAUCAACAAGCACCUCUACUGGACUGACACUGGCUUUGACAGGAUUGAAGUGUCCUCCUUGGAUGGCAAAAUGAGGAAAACCCUCAUUAACACUGGAUUAGAUGAGCCAAGAGCCAUAGUACUGGAUCCCAAUUAUGGUGAGAGGAUGUCAUUGUCACAUUACCUGAACAUUUCGGGAGAAAUUUUCAGUUUGUUUGUGUUUCCUUGCGGACUUAUGUAUUGGACUGACUGGGGUAAACAGCCUAAGAUUGAGCGAUGUGGAAUGGAUGGCAAUGACAGGAAGGUUAUUAUCAACACAACCAUCGCCUGGCCCAAUGGACUCACAAUAGAUUAUGUUGCUGACAGACUGUAUUGGGUUGAUUCCAAGCUGCACAGCAUCGAGAGUUCCAACACGUUGGGAUUGGAGCGUGUGUCUGUUCUUCAGAGUCAGCUGCAUCUCAGACACCCUUUCGCCAUCACUGUAUUCCAGGAUUACCUUUACUGGACUGACUGGACCACUAGCUCGGUCAGCAAAUACAGCAAGUUCGGUAGACGUGAUGCAAAAGUAAUGAAAGUUGAGACAGUUGUCGUGAAUCUGGAUACACCCAUGGAUGUGCGUGUAUUCCAUCCCUGCAGACAACAAAUACUGAGAAGGUUGUGUGGCAGUAACAAUGGCGGCUGUUCCCACUUCUGCCUGCCUAAAGCUUAUGAUGCAAGGAACACUGAAUUCUAUGUAUGUGACUGUCCCAAGGGAUUCAUCUUGUCCUCAGAUAGGAAGAACUGUGUUGAAGGCGUUCCAGGAAGCAGAGCGUUGCCAUGAUAUGUUACACUCGCAGCCAACAACGUCGUUGUGCAAAACGAACAGUUCGGGGAGCGGAGGAGAAUAUACGCGAUGUUUCACAACUUUGAUGGGAACAGCCUUUGUCAUUCCAAACCAAUGAUAGAGAUGUGUGGAGACUUCAUCCACAAAAUAUAGGACUUGAAGCUGCUACAGAAGGUGUUACAAGAGAACAACGGAGGGGCUCCCUUCACGGUCCAGGAACCAAGUCCAGUGCCAGUGUCGAAAGGCAUUGUCCUGAGAACACCUUAUUGUGGAUAUUAAUUUAUUGUGUAUAUAAUUACGGAUUAAAUUACAUUAUUAUGC
This is a messenger RNA of Haliotis rufescens (red abalone), 2748 nucleotides long. RefSeq names its product very low-density lipoprotein receptor-like. The transcript is spliced from 18 exons. NCBI's taxonomy places the organism in Eukaryota, Metazoa, Mollusca, Gastropoda, Lepetellida, Haliotidae. The record is from RefSeq and is a predicted model, not a curated record. Gene Ontology annotation, molecular function: protein binding; calcium ion binding. Bases 16 to 2424 code for a protein of 802 amino acids.